This is a messenger RNA of Oncorhynchus mykiss (rainbow trout), 3112 nucleotides long. Lineage: Eukaryota; Metazoa; Chordata; Actinopteri; Salmoniformes; Salmonidae. The record is from RefSeq and is a predicted model, not a curated record.
AUGGAGUCAGCAGGAGCAGAUGCCCCUGGUAUAGGGGUUGAGGAGCGUGUCCGGGGGAACGCGGCAAUGCUCCACCAUCUCGGCGCCGCCAUGGACCGCGUCAUCCAAACCAUGGACCGCUGGGAGAGACAGGGAGUUCCUCCACCCCACCAGCGCAACCGGGGUCUCUACUACUCGCCCCCCCUCUGCACCCAGUCCCAGUGGGAUUCGUCUCACCCUUCCCCGGGACCGCGGCAGUGUGCCUGCGCGCGCAGGGCGGAUGGGGCUGUAUCUGGGAGCUGCAAGACAGAGGUAGACCAGCUGCCCUGCCUCCAGCGCCUCUUUCUCAGCUGCAACAGCAUCACCAGUUUUGAUGAGCUAGGCUGCCUGGGAGAGUCGUGCUCCCUUUCUGAGCUCACCCUGGAUGGGAACCCAGUAGCCCUGGAGACAUGGUACAAGCAGGCCGCCCUGCGCUGUGUGCUUCAACUCAGACAGCUGGACAUGAAACGUGUCACGGAGGAGGAGAGACGUAUGGCCUGCGUCACGGCCCGGAAGGAGGAUGAGAAGAAGAGGGAGAGUCACAAGCAGGCCAUGCACAAGGAGAAGCGGCGUCUGGCCAUCCGUAAUGCAGCACUGCAGUGGGAGGGGGUCAGGGCCUGCCUGGAGCACCCGGCUCAGAACGGAGCCAAGGAGGAAGUCAGCCCUGAAGCAAGCCCUGCCCACAGUCCUGCCCAGACCAAUGGCCUUGCACUGGAACCUUCUCCGGAUGAGCAGCUCAGACGGGUGAGUCCGGUGUCGGCUCCGGACAGGCCAACAGGGGGCAGUGAGACCCGGAUACGCUCCACCAGUCGCCCCAACAGUCCUCGAGACCCCAAGCUCCUUGAGGCAGGGGGUGCCAGCCUGCAGAGCCUCUCCCUGUCAGACAGCCACCUGGCGGAGCUGGAUGGGGAAACCCUGCGCCUGUUCGGCCUCGGGGCCCUGGAGGCCCUGGAGAGAGGCUGGGGGGUCCAGACUGCAGGGGCCGUCACUGUCAUAGCCUUCCGCUACAUCCACUUUGAUGCGAUCGUGCCAACACUGCCACGCAUAAGGGUCAAGUUCCCCAACCUAUCUCACCUGAUUUUCCUGGAGACCAACGUCAGCCGUCUUCCCCAGCUGGCUGCUCUGGCCCAGGUGAGACGUCUGGACCAGCUGACCAUCCACCCAGAGGGGAACCCUGUAGUCAGCCUUUCCCUGUGGAGAUCCUUCCUCAUCUACCGCCUGCACCACUUCAACCUGCACAAGAUCAACAACCUGGAGGUGACCAUGAAUGACGUGAUCUCUGCAGAGCGUUUGUUUGGGACGCUGGGUCAUAUCGCUGCCACCGAGACACCACGCUGCCGCCUGCUAGUACUACUGGAGGAGUCCAGGAAGCGUCAGCUGCAGUUUCUGUUGGAGGGGCGUGGGCGCCGCGCAGGCUUGAGCCCAGAGGAGCUGCGUGACAACGGCAAGCUGCUUGGAGAGGGCCUGAGCAGAGCCCUGUUCAACUACCCCAGUAGAGACUGCUGCAGUGUGGGAGCGGAGAGCCCAGAGGAGGGUGCUAUGGAGUCGUCAUCGGAGCGCCGCGCUGUGAUGGAACAGUAUAUACAGGCUCAGGUCCAGAGGGCAUCUGACACCAACCUGAAGGGGGAGUCCCUCCACAAACUGUGGCCCUCCAUGUUCAUGGAGAUGGUGAGAGACUAUGUGCUGGAGAUGAGGGACCGACCAACCUUCCGUCAGGCCUGCCUCAACAGGCUCUCCACACAGGGAAAGUGAGAGGGUGAGGGGUAUAGACCUGGUAAAACUCCAUAAGACCCACAGUACAGCAAACCGGACACAUACUGGAAACGGGUACAGCAUACUGGACAGAUACUAGAAACAGGUACAGCAUACUGGAAACAGCUACAGCAUACUGGACACAUACUAGAAACAGGUACAGCAUACUGGACACAUACUAGAAACAGGUACAUCAUACUGGACACAUACUAGAAACAGCUACAGCAUACUGGAAACAGGUACAGCAUACUGGACACAUACUACAAAAAGGUACAUCAUACUGGACACAUACUAGAAACAGCUACAGCAUACUGGACACAUACUGGAAACAGGUACAGCAUACUGGACACAUACUAGAAACAGCUACAGCAUACUGGACACAUACUGGAAACAGCUACAGCAUACUGGACACAUACUAGAAACAGGUACAGCAUACUGGACACAUACUAGAAACAGCUACAUCAUACUGGACACAUACUAGAAACAGCUACAGCAUACUGGACACAUACUGGAAACAGCUACAGCAUACUGGACACAUACUAGAAACAGGUACAGCAUACUGGAAACAGGUACAGCAUACUGGACACAUACUAGAAACAGCUACAGCAUACUGGACACAUACUGGAAACAGGUACAGCAUACUGGACACAUACUGGAAACAGGUACAGCAUACUGGACACAUACUAGAAACAGCUACAGCAUACUGGACACAUACUAGAAACAGGUACAGCAUACUGGACACAUACUGGAAACAGGUACAGCAUACUGGACACAUACUAGAAACAGGUACAGCAUACUGGACACAUACUGGAAACAGGUACAGCAUACUGGACACACUGGAAACAGGUACAGCAUAAUGGAAACAGGUACAGCAUACUGGAAGAUGGAUGUGGAUUUUUCUUUUAAAGGCAACUUUGAGGGGGGGUUCUCACCAGCUGGGCCUCAUAAGCUUGAAUUCACAUUAUCAUGGAAAAGACAAUAUUGAUGUUUGUUCUAUACUCUGUUCUUCCUAUUCAACUUGAUUCCAGGAUGCACGGAGCUAUAGAGCUAUAAACUUGAGAAAGUCAUUGUGAGCUUGCAUUGUCAUCCCUAAAGAGGAACAUGCUUUGCACUUUAAAGCCUUCAUAAAAAUCCUGUUCUGGAGCCUUCAUCUCCAGCUGAAGAUUACAAUGAGUGUGUCUCAUUGAGCCUAGAAUGAUUGUGUCAUGAUAAUCCUCUUCUUAAUGUUACUCUCUCUCUCUCUGCCUGGCGUGAUGACAAGGGCACAAAAUACACGUUUUCUUUUCGGACCACUCAUUUUCUGUAUUGUACUUAGAAAUAAAAUAUUCUCUAACACUUAACU